CUUGUACGACGUCGUCGAGUUCUCAUUUCAGGCAAAGGUGAUACAAUUGUCUCCGGACGAUGGCUUCGUAUAUGGAAGAAUACUUUCCAAACCUGUAGUAGACAAUAUAGCAAACGCCGAGUUUGUCGAACCCUCAGUCGUCUCAUCAUCCUGGCCGCCAUAGGGAGCAGCAGGUGGAAAUCUACCACCAACUUUCGGCGUGUUCUGUGUGGAAGACUUCAUUUGCGGCAUGGCUCGGCCUGUACGAUACAAUGGCUUGUAUGAUGCGGCUCCGCGGCGGAGGCUCUGUCACCGAAAGCCCAUCCAGCUCUGCUUGCACAUGGGUACAGGGCAUCAUGCCUGGUUCACCGGCAUCACGAUGUUAUCUAUCGCAUUAUGCACCUCCACCGAGCCCCAUUGCAAAAUUGGAUUUCCCUUCUGCUGGCAUGUACGUACGAGCAUUGAACACAGUCAAGUACUCGUACCUAUCAAGACAUCGCAACUCAACUUUGCAAGGUCUCCAUGUAUGCUUUCAACAAGGGCAGCAUCAUGUUAGUGUUCUCUUGACGGCAGGGCCAACACUGGUCUGUGCCUUAUGGCUCUUGUCUCCGUCUCCGCUGCGGGCGAACUACUCCGUAGUCAGUAAGGACAUGCAUGAGCCAUGCCGCGCCGCGCGCUCAUCUUUGCUAAAAAACACAGGCCGCCACCAAAAUCCUCGUUCCCGCGAAGCGUCUGCUCAAGCAUGUACGAGUAUCACAUGGAGUGCUAGCAGCAUGUACGAGCACAGUACCUGUACGACUACGGCCACUGAGGAUGCGAUUACUGGGCCUAGUACUUACAGGUGAGCACCUUGCAACAUGGCAUGCAAACCCUCGUUCGUACAGGCUGCCCCUGCGGCUUCCCCUCCCAUGUCCCGUCUCCUAGACCGGCCGCCAUUGUCAAGAUGGCUUUAUCUCUCCACUCCUUCGAAAGCAAGCGACACCACGACCACUCACCACUCGAUUCUUAUCCCAGGCCGGGUCCCGUACCUGUACGCAUGAUGAAGGUGGCUUGACCGACCGCGUGUUUUGUGUCUCUGCCUGUGGUCAUGCUCUUG
This is a messenger RNA of Trichoderma harzianum CBS 226.95, 1075 nucleotides long. RefSeq lists its product as hypothetical. The record is from RefSeq and is a predicted model, not a curated record. Lineage: Eukaryota; Fungi; Ascomycota; Sordariomycetes; Hypocreales; Hypocreaceae. The coding region runs from base 252 to 824 and encodes 190 amino acids. The transcript has a single exon.